UCAAUAUUCUGGUUUUGUUUCUGUAUCUAAAACACCAACUAAAGCAUUUACAUUAUCAAUGACUAGCGCUUUGACAAAUAAAAGUAUUACAUUUUUACUGUGUGAAGUAGAGGCUUAUACAGAAUGCAGUGAAGGAACCUGGGGUGAGCAUUGUAAAAACGAUUGCAAUGAAAAAUGUCCAGAUUUGUGCCGGUUUGAUGAUGGUUUAUGCAGUAACACUUGUUUCGGAUACAGUGACCCACCAAGAUGCAAGAAAGCAUGUGGAGCAGGCACCUGGGGUUUAAACUGCACAAAGUCAUGCAGCAAGCAAUGUUUCAAUUCUUCAUGCGACAGACAAACUGGAGUGUGUGACAAAGGAUGUUUGGGAUAUAGUAAUCCACCUCAAUGUAAUAUAGGUCAGUGAGGGCAAAAUUUGCAUUUUUAGCGGCCUCCG
Molecule: messenger RNA, 433 nt
Organism: Biomphalaria glabrata
Lineage: Eukaryota; Metazoa; Mollusca; Gastropoda; Planorbidae
Product: platelet endothelial aggregation receptor 1-like
Exons: 3
Coding region: 59-403 (114 amino acids)
Source: RefSeq, a predicted model, not a curated record